AUGUUUGAAACAAAAGCUUCCCAAGAAAUUCCAAAGAAUGCAAAGGAAACUUAUGACCAAGACGAAGAUUACAAAGUUCCAAUAUUAAAUUGGGAACAAGUUCGUGAAAUCAUUGAAUGGGGCCGCCUAGAACUUCUCAUGCGGGAAAAAAAGGUCACGACCGAAUAUCGACGAUUUAGAAAAGAGAAAAACAGAGAAUACGGCACUAUAGAUAAUUAUGUUCGUAAAAAAAUUUUAAAUUGGUCUGAUCUUCCUGAAAAUCCACAAAUUUCUGGUGCUGCUUCUAUUACCGUUAAUAAUUCGUUCUCAACUGACAAUACCGCCUCACAUGAACAACACCCAACUUCGCAAUAUUUUUAUGCUGAAGUCCCACCAACUCACUACGCGCUACUUGAGAAUGAUUUCCCGUACGCCAUAGAACCAUCAAUCAAGCAUUUUAUUCUCUGGUCUAAGCUCGCCUUUACUCCAGGAUCAAUGCAGGAAGUUGAUCGAUUUCUGCGUGCACAGUUUCCUUGGAAUAAGGAAUGGUUGUUUUGUGUUAAUCCACCACAUUUACAAAGCGUACAGGGUGUGUCGCAUGCUCAUGUAUUUGUUAGAGAUGUAUCAUCAAACUUCAACAACUGUGAAAAUGAUCAAACAGAUGAAAAACCGAUGAAAAUGAGUAAUUAUUCUGAGAUUAUCUAG
Messenger RNA from Ambispora gerdemannii, 684 nucleotides. NCBI's taxonomy places the organism in Eukaryota, Fungi, Glomeromycota, Glomeromycetes, Archaeosporales, Ambisporaceae. The record is from the annotation of a GenBank genome assembly.